AUGACUUUAAUAAAAUUUUUGUCAAAAUUGGUAAAUAAAAAUAAUGAUGAAAAUAAUGGAUCAAUUUCAAUGAAUAGAAUUGAAAGUAGAAGUAGUAUUAAUACAUCAGAGAUUGAUAUUUUUAAUUAUAAUACUAUAUCAAGUUGUAACAAUACUCCUCAACCAUCACCAUAUCACCAAAAUAGAUUCAAUCAACCAAAUUUUUUUGAAGAAAUUAAAAGAGAAGAUGAUACAAGAUUAUUGGCAUAUUCUUUAUAA
Messenger RNA from Dictyostelium discoideum AX4, 258 nucleotides. RefSeq lists its product as hypothetical. Bases 1 to 258 code for a protein of 85 amino acids. The transcript is spliced from 2 exons. The record is from RefSeq and is a predicted model, not a curated record. Lineage: Eukaryota; Evosea; Eumycetozoa; Dictyosteliales; Dictyosteliaceae.